GUUUAAUUGAAGCACACGAUGUCCAUCCAUUUCACGAGGCAUCUCUGUCACUCUCACUUGAGUUGAGCCGGAGAAUGGCGUCAGAAGCGACGGUAUGCGGUGGCGUUUCCAUUGCGUCACUCUCGUUCCUCCGCUCUCUCAACCCGUUCCCGAGCCGCGUUUCGUUCCGUACCGUCGAACCUCCACGAGUCCGGUUCUUGCCGUUGGCUGCUGUUAAGAGAAACCCUAAACGUCUGAAAUAUUCUGCCCCUCGCUUCACCAAGGAGGAUGGCUUGCUUUACAUUGAAGUUGAUCCAUCAGGAGCAGAUAGUUGGAAAUUGGAUCCAGUUAUCCAAUGUCUCAAAGAGGGAGCUGUUGGGGUCAUUCCUACUGAUACUGUGUAUGCAAUAGCUUGUGAUCUGAAAAGCCACUUAGCCAUUGAGCGCCUGCGGAGAAUAAAAAGCAUAGAAACUUCCAAGCCUCUUAGCAUCUUAUGUCAUUCCUUCCAUGACAUCGAUACGUAUACAACCGGAUUCCCUCGUGGUAAUGGUCAGGGUGUUACAAACAUUUUUCGAGACGUUAAGCAUUGCUUGCCUGGGCCUUAUACUUUCAUCUUAACUGCAAGUAAAGAACUGCCAAAGCAGUGUACAAGAUAUGGCACUAAAGUUUCCAAAUACGUGUCAAGGAAAAGUGUUGGAGUCCGCAUGCCUGAUGAUGCUGUUUGUCAAGCAAUAUUGGAGAAGAUGGAUGCACCUUUGAUAUCUACAAGUGUAAAGUCGCCGAAGGAAAAUGAGUGGAUGAUAGAUCCUGUUGUAAUAGCCGAUAUAUAUGGACCAGAGGGUCUGGAUUUUGUCGUCGAUGCUGGUGUUAGAGUGGCUGAUCCAUCUACUGUAGUUGAUAUGACGGGGAGUUUUCCAAGAAUUAUUCGGCAAGGAAAGGGGCCUAGACAACAGUGGAUGAUAGCAGAAGAUGAAGAUUCUACUUUACAUGAUGAAGACCUCAUCCCUUAUGCUACUUAAAAGCGUAUCGUGAUCUUGGCAAAUCUUGUACAGGGUCAGCAUACAAGUUAAUAACCGAUAAACUUGAGUGUGAAUAGCUGGUUUUACUUGCUUUGAUGUAUCAUAUCCUGGCCUGAGAAAGUACCAUAACACGGUUAACACGCGCAUCAAAAAGUUGGAAGUAACUAGGAUUUGUGACUUGUAAAUGCUAGUUUGAUGCUUGGUUCAGAAAUGGAACAACAGUAGAAUUUAUUCUGAACAUGUUUGUAGAACGCAAAUUUGCAAGUGGCAUGUGAGAACAAUGUGGUCCAAUUAAAUUGUGACAGCAAAUUGGUCUAUUGUCCUUAAUAUGUAUUAAUCACUGGAUAACAAAUACUACAGUUUUCUUGUUUUUUCUAA
This is a messenger RNA of Cornus florida, 1376 nucleotides long. RefSeq lists its product as uncharacterized. Bases 75 to 998 code for a protein of 307 amino acids. Lineage: Eukaryota; Viridiplantae; Streptophyta; Magnoliopsida; Cornales; Cornaceae. The transcript has 9 exons. Gene Ontology annotation, molecular function: double-stranded RNA binding. The record is from RefSeq and is a predicted model, not a curated record.